AUGGCUCUACCGUGCGGCCUGGCGUGGUUCUCUUGCCCUAUUGUCCUGGGAGCUUUUGUUCUGUGGGACUUUCUCGAGCACCGAAUUUCGGAGAGAAAUCGAAAACGAUACCGCGAAUUCCCCUUGCCCCGUUCCGAGGAGCGUGCUUAUAGUCCUUCCGACGUUAGCAUCAUCGUGCCCACCGUCGACACUGAUCCGGCAUUCUCUGAUGGCCUCAGCGGCCUCCUCAGGAAUAAACCACUCGAGAUAAUCAUCAUUACUACAGAAGAGGAGGCAGACAGGGUCCGCGCACUGAUUCGCGCCGCGCCUGUAGACGCCAACAUGGGACAGACUGAGCUCCGCAUCCUUACGGUCUCCAAAGCGAACAAACGAGAUCAGCUGCUCCGAGGCAUCAACGAGAGUAAAGGAAGUAUCAUGGCAUUGGUCGAUGAUGACGCAUUUUGGGAACGCGAGACUGUUCUUUUGCACCUACUGGCGCCUUUUCAGCAGCAAGAUAUUGGACUUGUCGGGGGCCCAACAACCUCGUACCUACCACUCAAGAGACAAUACCCUGGCACCAUCAAGCCAUGGGAGGUGGCAGCCAUUCGUCUUCGUGGGAAGCGCCACGGGAGCAUGAAAAGCGCAUAUGCUGCCGAUGGUGGCAUCAACUUUUGCGUCUCCGGCGUCACAGCGCUGCUCCGAUCCGAGAUCGCCCGCGAUCCGGCGUUCCAAUCUGCCUUUGCAAACGACAUGUUGAUGGGCCAACGCCAGAACUCUGGUGACGACAGCUUCAUCACGCGCUGGGUCCUUUUCCAACACUUGUUCAAGCCGCAGCGCCGCGACGGGGAGGAGAAGCCAGUCCAGAGGAAGCUGGGCAUGCAGCUUACAGAAGGCGCCGAAGCCGGGACCUCCAUCAUGCCAGACUCACGGUUCGCGGGUCAGAUGAAGCGGUGGUACCGGAGUGGCCUGCGACACCGACUGAUGUGUCUCGUCUACGAACCUGGCUUCUGGGGCAUGUACAAGACAUGUCCGCACAUGACGCGGAAGAUGGUCGAGGGCAUGCUCAACCCGGUGCUGCUGUGGGUGCGGCUCUACUGUUUCUGGAGAACAUUCCACGCCUGUCCGUGGUUUGGCUCCUUCGUUCUCUCCAUCAAGACAUACAACUACUUGGACGGUUUGCUAGAGUUUGCGACCGAAUAUCCCUUUGUCAGACGCCAUCUGUGGGCUGCCGUUCUGGUCGACAGACUCUGCCUUGUCUCGGACUGGUACUGCUGGGUGACAUUGGGGACCGAAGCGUGGAUCACGCGGCAAGCGGUCGAUCCGCCCGCUGCUGGGAGGAGUCGUCGAGAUCGUGUCAAGGGAGAAUAG
Fonsecaea nubica is the source of this 1347-nucleotide messenger RNA. RefSeq lists its product as hypothetical. The record is from RefSeq and is a predicted model, not a curated record. Lineage: Eukaryota; Fungi; Ascomycota; Eurotiomycetes; Chaetothyriales; Herpotrichiellaceae. The transcript has 3 exons. Bases 1 to 1347 code for a protein of 448 amino acids.